AUGCAUUAUCGACAACUCAUGACCCUUGACAUAGGGAAUGAUAUGCUAUUAUGCAAGGUUUUCCCAACCAGCCUACAAGGCCAGGCUCUAUCGUGGUUUCACCGACUGCCCGCGAACUCGAUUGACAAUUUUCGGGAUUUGUCCGAGGUCUUCGUAGGGCAAUACUUAUGUUCAGCCAGACAUAAGCAGAAUAUCAGCACCCUGCAGAAUCUCAAAAUGCAAGAAAACGAAACGUUGAGAGAGUUCAUGAAGCGCUUCGGACAAGCUGUCCUUCAAGUCGAAUCGUACAACAUGGACGCAAUUCUCCAAAUUUUUAAGCGGAGCAUAAGCUCGGGAACCACCUUCUUUGAGUCUCUCGCCAAAAAACCUCCUACAACCAUGGACGAAUUAUUCCGGCGUGCAAGUAAAUACUCCAUGCUAGAAGAUGACAUCCGCGCCGCUACACAGCAGGUUUUGGUAACUGGCCAGACUACUAAAAAUGAAGCCACCAAAAGCUUCAAAGCGCCCAACCAUCCGGGGUCAUCCAACAGGGGGCAAGAGGAGCGGCGCCCGCCACCCAUUCGAACACCACUCACUAUGUCGUGCAAAAAACUGCUUCCUAUAAUCCGCAAUCUGACUGGAUUCAGGUGGCCAGUACCGAUAAGAUCGAACCCCUUAGAAAGGGAUUGUAACAAAAGAUGUGAUUACCAUAAAGAUCAUAAGCACACAACUGAAACGUGCAUAAGCCUCCGUUAUAUGAUAGAGGAACUCCUAAAAGCUGGACACUUGAAGCAAUACGUCCGAACAGUGCCUAAAGGUGGAGAGUCACCCCAUAAUCGAGGCCCACGCGCCCCAGCAACUCCUAUUAGAGCAAUGAUCAACUACAUAUACGGAGGACCUUUGGAUGCCGAGUGCAAUUCCAAAAGGAAAAAGCAAAGACUGUUGCGAGCAGCUACAAUUCAAGAACACGUGAGCCUCGUCCAGCCGGGAUUGGUCAAUGGGAGCAUCCAUCCCAUAGAUGGAACCAUUGUCUUCCCCGCUCCAGAUCCAUCCCGAGUGUUGCAGCCACACCAAGAUGCUCUCAUCCUAACAAUAGGGGUGGGAAACUACGAUGUAAAAAGAAUCUUGAUCGACCCAGGCAGCUCCGCGGACUUAUUGCAGGUGGCGGUCAUCAAACGAAUGGGUUUUGAGCCCUCAAACCUGGAGAAUCCUGGAAGAACCCUGUCCGGGUUCAAUGAGUCAUCUACAACCUCACUUGGGGAUAUAAUACUACCGGUUUAUGCCGGGCCUGUUAUCCUAAACAGUUUAUUUUUUGUGGUUGAGGAUUUAUCCCCUUUUAAUGCCAUCUUGGGACGUACAUGGUUACAUGGAAUGAAGGCCAUUCCAUCCACGUAUCAUCAGAGGGUCAGCUUCAUCACCCAAGAUGGGCAAAUUAAUCUUUACGGAAGCCAGCUUGCUGCCUGA
Messenger RNA from Vitis riparia (riverbank grape), 1443 nucleotides. RefSeq lists its product as uncharacterized. The coding region runs from base 1 to 1443 and encodes 480 amino acids. The transcript has a single exon. The record is from RefSeq and is a predicted model, not a curated record. NCBI's taxonomy places the organism in Eukaryota, Viridiplantae, Streptophyta, Magnoliopsida, Vitales, Vitaceae.